AUGGUUCUUCAGUUUCUAUCUCAUGCUGCAUCUCUCAUUGUCGGAGCUCUUUAUCCAGCAUUUAAAACAUUCAAAGUUAUUCGUGAUGGCGAGUAUUCUCAAAUGAAUCGGUGGUUAAAAUAUUGGACGGUCUAUGCAGGUUUUCUUGCUGCUGAUGCUAUCGGGGAUGCUUUGUUGUUACCAUACAUUGUUCCUGGUUACUUAGCUAUGAAAAUGGGUUUUUUGCUCUGGACAGCUUCUCCUUAUACAGAUGGUGCUUCACUUAUUCAUCAAAAACUAGUUGCUCCGGUGUUGACUCUCUAUGAGCAGGAUAUCGACGAAAUGCUUGACAAUAUGAAACUUUUAGUGCAGCGUCAAAUUACAAAAUUAGGAAGUGGUGUAUUGGACAAGUUAGUAUUUGUAGAUAUUUUUCUCAAAUACUUAGUAAGUGUUAGACAGAAAUGUUUUUACAGAGUACGCAUAGGCUUAUUGCCACUCGUAACUGUUGAUAGAGGAGCAAUUAAUCAAAAGUUUUUAACAAAUCAGAAAGCUUCAGUCACGGUUGUAGUGGAAGAACAAGAAGAGGAAGAAGAUAUAAUACUUGUAAAUGGUCAUAAUGGAAAUAUUACAGCUGAACCGGAACAGAUUGAAAGCAUAAAUUUUAUAGGCGGUGACCAGUUUGCAAACGAUGAUGUAGUAUUGAGUAAUGCCAACGUUGUAAAGAACAAGCAGAGAAAAGUGAGCAAAACAAAAAAAUCAGAAGGAGAUUCAAAAGAAGCGUCACAUCGCAAUAGACGUGUAAGAAAAAAUCGCAGCAUUUCUCGGACACGAUAGUU
Molecule: messenger RNA, 815 nt
Organism: Thelazia callipaeda (thelaziosis nematode)
Lineage: Eukaryota; Metazoa; Nematoda; Chromadorea; Rhabditida; Thelaziidae
Source: the annotation of a GenBank genome assembly